AUGGCAGACCCAGGUUAUUACCACAGUGAUUAUAUUCGACACCCUGUCCUCUACGAGCUGGGUGUCAAGUAUGGAAUUAAAACGGAAUGUAUUCCAGAAAUAGCAUUGCCGUCUAAGUUGGAAGAGCUCAAGGAUGUCAUACGUAGGGAGAUACGUAAAGAACUGAAAAUAAAGGAAGGCGCCGAAAAGCUACGCGAAGUUGCUACUGAUCGGAGAUCAUUGUCGGACGUAGCAAACAUCGUUAAAAAAGCAAAUUUAAAACUUAACGAACUUAAAUCUGAUUUGCAAGAACUGGAAUCACAACUUCUUUUGUCACGCGGUCAGUCUACACCGACCUCUCCACAAGACUUGUCUUACGAUGAAGAAAUCAUACUUGCCUCAGAAGCGGCUCAACAGCAGCGUCAAUUGGGAGAAGGUACUGCAGACCGGAAGUUGGCAUCAUUGGAAAAACAAUUAAAUAUAGAGUUAAAGGUAAAACAAGGUGCAGAAAAUAUGAUCCAAAGCAUAAGCAGCAGUAAUCAAUCUCGUGAUAAAAAACUUCUUAAUGAAGCCCAUCAAAUGCUAGCAGAUUCUAAAGAUAAAAUUGAAUAUUUAAAACUGCGAAUUUCAAAAUUGAGUAAGCAACAGAAAGGUGAUAAUGCUGGAGCAAAUGGAGAUGGCAGAGGUACCGACCUUAGUGGUGUUGAUCCAUUGCUUGAUGAAAGAAUUGCAGAACUAAGGAAUCGCUUACGAAUUGAAGCUGCAGUUGUCGAAGGAUCCAAGAAUGCCAUAAGGCUAUUACAGAGCGACAAAAAAGUGACUGAUAAAAAGGCUUUACAAGAAGCUCAGACAAGUCUUGUUGAGUCAACACAAAAACUAGACUUAUUAAGAAGGUCUUUAGACAUGCGCCGACAGGAGCUCCCAGUUGAGAGUACUGCAUUUAUAGAAUUAGGACAUGAAUUACGUAGUACCGGCUCCAGCCCUGGAUAUGUUAGUUUGACGGGAGCCAGCGGACCAAGAAACUUGUUUGUAUCACCUGCCCCUAUGAUCAGCCCGUGCGUUCAAGUCACUGGUACCCUGGAGGUUAGAUUGAUGGGAUGUCAAGAUUUAUUGGAAGAAGUACCCGGGCGUACUCGCAGAGAUCCACUUGCAAGUCCGUCGGAUCUGAAGUCAUUUGUCAAAGGUGUUGCAAUACGCAACUCUAUGAAGUACACAUAUAGUAUAAAGGAGGAUACAAGUAAUGAGAUCAUGGCUGUUAUGAAGCUCGAUAAUCACACGGUAGCCCAAACUAGUUGGCGACCUUGCUCUCAGCAGGCCUGGGAUCAAAGAUUUACAAUAAGGUUAGAUAAAUCAAGGGAAUUGGAGAUUGGCAUACACUGGAAAGAUUGGCGUGGAUUGUGUGCUGUGAAAUUUUUGAGAUUAGAAGAAUUUAUUGAUGAUAUUCGGCAUGGAAUGGCUUUGGAACUUGAACCUCAGGGGCUUUUGUUUGCAGAAAUUAAGUUCCUCAAUCCGAUUAUAUCUAGAAAACCUAAACUCCAACGUCAAAGGAAAAUAUUCAAACAGCAGGGUAAGAAUAUUCCUCGACCAUCAUAUGGAGACAUGCACAUACCCGCUGUUGUACUCGGUAGACUUCUCAAACGUUCAUCGCCUUCAAUACAAAAUAUUCAAACUGCUCACAUACAAGCUCAACAGCAAAACUUUGAAACUAUUGAAAAUAAAGAUGUUGAGAACCCACAUGCCACUCUUGUUGGAAUGGCUGGGGUCAGACCUUUGGGUCUACCAUCCACCCCUACUACACCACUAGUGCCUAUACCACCACAAAAGCCAACACUGCCUUUAUACCCACCACCUAAUGUAUCAACUCUUAGAAUGGAGAAAGAAUUGCAAGAGGCCUUUGCUUUCUUAGAUGACUCUUACACCAGAGAUACCUAUAUUUCAAAGGAGCCACAGUCAUCACAGUGUAAUACACCUCUUGUUGAGUAUCCACCAUCUCCAUCACCAAAAUUAAUUCUAGAUUUCCCUAGCAAUGAGGACCAAAUAGUUGAAGUGACCAGUAACAUGAGAAUUUCUUCAUCUCGCUCCUCAUCGGUCAUUGAAACUUUAGGCAGGGAAUCUGACUCUAGGAGACAAUCAGGAGAGAUGUCAAUGAAUAGCUUCAGACUAUUAAGUGUUUUAGGACGUGGACAUUUUGGAAAAGUUAUUUUAGCUCAGUACAAAUCGACAAAUGAAUAUUUUGCAAUCAAAGCUUUAAAGAAAGGUGAUAUAAUAGCCAGAGAUGAAGUUGAUUCCUUGUUAUCAGAGAAACGCAUAUUUGAGGUAGCUAAUGCAAUAAGGCAUCCGUUUUUGGUAAACUUAUUUGCAUGUUUUCAAACUGAGCAACAUGUUUGUUUUGUAAUGGAAUAUGCAGCUGGAGGAGAUCUUAUGAUGCAUAUACAUGCAGAUGUCUUUACAGAACCAAGAGCAGUAUUUUAUGCAGCUUGUGUAGUAUUAGGUCUACAGUAUUUACAUGAAAAUAAUAUAAUUUAUAGGGAUUUAAAAUUAGAUAACUUGUUACUUGACACUGAUGGUUAUGUAAAGAUUGCAGAUUUUGGUUUAUGUAAGGAAGGUAUGGGCUGGGGUGACCGUACAGGUACAUUUUGUGGAACACCAGAGUUUCUUGCUCCUGAAGUCUUGACUGAAACAUCUUAUACGAGAGCAGUUGACUGGUGGGGACUUGGGGUUUUAAUAUUUGAAAUGCUGGUAGGAGAAUCACCUUUUCCUGGUGAAGAUGAAGGCGAAGUUUUUGAUUCCAUUGUAAACGACGAAGUCAGAUAUCCUAGAACGCUGUCUUUAGAAUCAAUUGCAUUAAUGCGUCGACUUCUACGAAAGAAUCCUGAGAGGAGAUUAGGUUCUUCUGAAAGGGAUGCAGAAGACGUUAAAAAGCAAGCAUUCUUCCGAAAUGUUGAUUGGGAGCAAUUACUUUUGCGUAAAGUUAAACCACCGUUUGUGCCAACUAUAAGUAAUCUUGAAGAUGUUAGCAACUUUGACAGUGAGUUUACAUCCGAAGCAGCAGUCUUAACCCCGCCUAAAGAGCCUCGCCCACUGAGCAACGCAGAUCACAAACUGUUUUCCGACUUCACAUACAUGGCAGACUGGUGCUAG
Messenger RNA from Danaus chrysippus (African queen), 3120 nucleotides. NCBI's taxonomy places the organism in Eukaryota, Metazoa, Arthropoda, Insecta, Lepidoptera, Nymphalidae. The record is from the annotation of a GenBank genome assembly.